AUGCCGGAGGAUCUCUGGGCCUUUUUACCUCUGAUUCACGAAAGAAACAACAGGCAAAUGUCGCCGCUGACCGCCGACAGCCAGCUCCAGAUUGGCAUCGAAAUCGAGUUCGUGGCCCCACGCAACGUCGAGUGGGAGGACGAGCACCUCCCCGACCUCGAUCACUGGAACCACGUGAGCCUGUCCAAGGACGCCUGCUUCCACCGACUCGCCGUCGCGCUGCACGACGCCGGCCUGCCGGCCUGCUACCAGAUGAAGACGACGCCGCUGCGGUGCGUGCGCAACCCGCUCCGCGAGGCCGCGCCCUCCAGAUCACUCGUCCUCGGCAGCGUCUACCGCCUCCUCGGCGACCCGACCCGCUUCCACAACAGCCGCCGCCGCCGCGGCGACAACGGCCGCGCGGGCCUGUACCGGUACUGGCUCGUAAAGGGCGAGUACAACCUCACCGACGACGCCCGGUACAAGACCUGGAUCGCGUGCGAGCUCAACACGCCGAUCCUCUCGGAGGUGGACAUGGCCGGCGCCACCCUUCCCGAUCUGGACACGGCGCUCACGGCCCUCCACGGCACCUACGACUCGGCGCCGCACAUCUCCACACGGCGGUGCGGCCUGCACGUGCACCUGUCCCCCGUGUCCGGCGGCACGCUCUUCUUCGCGCAGCGCAUCCUGACGCUCGCGCUGCUCCUCGACCAGACGCUGCUGUCGCCCCUCUGCGACCCCUCCCGCAAGGACCUCGGCCGGCCGUUCCUCAGCGCCGCGGCGCUCUCCACGCGGCGCGACCUUGUCGUACCGCGCAUGCCGGCCUUAUCGGCGGCGGCCCGCGCGCACCUCCCUCGACAGUUUGCCGCCGUCGAGGGCCGCGUGCUGAGCUGCAUCUGGCGCGCCGAGACCUUUGACGACCUGCAGCAGAUCCUGGAGCACCACAGCGCGGACCUCCUGACGGUGGCGCCGGUGCUGUGCAAGCACAAGCUGGCCGCGGUCGACGGUGGUGAGGACAACACGACAACGACGACGGUCGAGUUUCGGCACGCGCAGGCGUCGUUUUCGAGCAGGUUUGUGAGGGCCUGGGCGAGUGUGGUGCUGGCGAUUGGACGGGUUGGCCUGCUGGGCGUGGAAGAGUACAAGCACGCGCUCGGGAGGUUGUGGGAUGCGGGGAUGGGGAGCAGGAGUCGGGACCCGGAGCAGACGUGCCUGGCGACGCUGGAGGUGCUGAGCGAGGCUGCGGUAGAGGCGGGGAUGCUGGGUGGAGGUUUGGACUUGGGGUAUUGGAGGACGAGGUGUGCGCAGAUGAGGGAGGGACAAAAUCCGGAUGUUGACGGCGAGGGCAAGGUGGUCUUGGAUGCGGAUGGCCAGUAG
Akanthomyces muscarius is the source of this 1356-nucleotide messenger RNA. RefSeq lists its product as uncharacterized. The coding region runs from base 1 to 1356 and encodes 451 amino acids. The transcript has 2 exons. NCBI's taxonomy places the organism in Eukaryota, Fungi, Ascomycota, Sordariomycetes, Hypocreales, Cordycipitaceae. The record is from RefSeq and is a predicted model, not a curated record.